This is a messenger RNA of Molossus molossus (Pallas's mastiff bat), 2172 nucleotides long. RefSeq names its product phosphatidylserine synthase 2 (gene PTDSS2). Gene Ontology annotation, biological process: phosphatidylserine biosynthetic process. Lineage: Eukaryota; Metazoa; Chordata; Mammalia; Chiroptera; Molossidae. The coding region runs from base 157 to 1593 and encodes 478 amino acids. The record is from RefSeq and is a predicted model, not a curated record. Gene Ontology annotation, molecular function: L-serine-phosphatidylethanolamine phosphatidyltransferase activity. The transcript is spliced from 12 exons.
CCCCGCCCGCUCGCGGCCGCCCCCGCCCCUGCUCGCCGAGACCCCGCCGGCGGGCGCGGCGACCCUUCCCGGCGCUCCGUGCGCCGUGCGCGGCGCGCUCGCGGUGACCCGGCGCGCGUGAGGUCAGGGCGCGGGGCGGAGCGCUCGGGCGGCGCCAUGCGGAGGGGCGAGCGCAGGGGCGCCGGGGGGCCGCGGCCGGGGUCCCCGGUGCCCGCCGGCAAGGCCGCGCUGGAGGAGCCGCCGGAGGGCGCGCCCGGGGGCCGCCGCAGCACCGAGUCCGAGGUCUACGACGACGGCACCAACACCUUCUUCUGGCGUGCACACACCCUGACCGUGCUCUUCAUCCUCACCUGCGUGCUUGGCUACGUGACUCUGCUGGAGGAGACGCCUCAGGACACGGCCUACAACACCAAGAGAGGUAUUGUGGCCAGUAUUUUGGUUUUCUUAUGUUUUGGAGUAACACAAGCCAAAGACGGGCCCUUUUCCAGACCUCAUCCAGCGUACUGGAGGUUCUGGCUCUGCGUCAGCGUGGUCUACGAGCUGUUUCUCAUCUUCAUACUCUUCCAGACCGUGCAUGAUGGCCGCCAGUUUCUGAAGUACGUUGACCCCAGGCUGGGGGUCCCGCUGCCAGAGAGGGACUACGGGGGGAACUGCCUCAUCUACGACGCGGACAACGAGACGGACCCCUUCCACAACGUCUGGGACAAGCUGGACGGCUUCGUGCCUGCGCACUUUAUCGGCUGGUACCUGAAGACCCUGAUGAUCCGCGACUGGUGGACAUGCACGAUCGUGAGCGUGAUGUUCGAGUUCCUGGAGUACAGCCUGGAGCACCAGCUGCCCAACUUCAGCGAGUGCUGGUGGGACCACUGGAUCAUGGACGUGCUGGUCUGCAACGGGCUGGGCAUCUACUGCGGCAUGAAGACCCUCGAGUGGCUGUCCCUGAAGACCUACAAGUGGCAGGGCCUCUGGAACAUUCCGACCUACAAGGGCAAGAUGAAGAGGAUCGCCUUCCAGUUCACGCCCUACAGCUGGGUCCGCUUCGAGUGGAAGCCGGCCUCCAGCCUGCGCCGCUGGCUGGCCGUGUGCGGCAUCAUCUUGGUGUUUCUGUUGGCAGAGCUGAACACGUUCUACCUGAAGUUCGUGCUGUGGCUGCCCCCGGAGCACUCCCUGGUGCUGCUGCGGCUGGUGUUCUUCGUCAACGUGGGCGGCGUGGCCAUGCGGGAGAUCUACGACUUCAUGGACGACCCGAAGCCGCACAGAAAGCUGGGCCAGCAGGCCUGGCUGGUGGCCGCCAUCACCGUCACGGAGCUGCUCAUCGUGGUGAAGUACGACCCGCACACGCUCACGCUGUCGCUGCCCUUCUACAUCGCCCAGUGCUGGACGCUCGGCUCCGUGCUCGUGCUCACCUGGACCGUGUGGCGCUUCUUCCUGCGGGACAUCACCCUGCGGUACAAGGAGACCCGGCGGCAGAAGCAGCAGAACAACAGUGACCAGGGCAACACGGUCGGCAACACAGACAGGCACGCGCCUGUGCCGGACCCCGCCCCGGGGCCCGCGGAGGAUGAGCAGGAGGGCGCACCGGCUCUGAGCUGACCUGCCCCACGACCGCCAGGACACAGGCCUGUGUCCCUUUCUCCUCGGAUCCCACCAGGAGCCGACACCCUCCCUUUCCCCACACAGCGGACUGGGGCGUGGGGAGGCCGUCCGGCAGGGCUGGUGAGCGGGUGGCGGUGCGUGUGCACGUCUGCUCUGCUCCGGGCUCCGGAGGCGUCUCGGGCAGCAGGUGUGGCUGGGCACGCCCUGGGGCAGCAGUCCUCUGUGCCGUCAGCCCACCGGCCCCUGGACCACCCCGAGCCCUGGUGCCCGGAGGUCCCGGCCCCUAACCCUGCUGGCCCCACUCCACCCCUGGCCCUUGUGUUACUGACUGGUCCACCAGCCCAGGGAGGCCGAGAAGGUGGGUCCCAGCUGCAGCGCUGAGCCGUUCCCUUGGGAGCCCUCCUCCACCCAGCUCACCUAGAGGGCGAGCGGGCCGGGGCGGGUCUCCAGGGAGGCACUGGCCGACACUCCCAGGCCCUGUGCCCAUGGUUGGAAGGACGGGGCCUGGGGUCCCUGGCCCCAAGUUGGUGGUCAUCUCCAAGAGCAAACAGAACAAAUAAACCUGCAGUGGUCUGA